AUGUUUGGCGCGCGCGCCUGCUUCGGCGGUGGUCCGCCAGACGCCAGCAGUGUCCGCGCGACGCACCAGCUGUUCGACCGGCGGGGAAAGCCAGCCUGCGACCAGCAGUCUCGCCGAAAGCAGACCCCGGCCCAGCAGGCCCGGAGGAGCGAGAUGCCCGAGCUGGACAGGUUCCUGGUGGACGGCCGACCCCCGGGCUUCGUGGUGGGCGAGCACACCCUCACGCUGGAGGUGGGGCUGAUGGGCGAGGACUUCCAGCGCCUGGCCGCCCGGGAGCUGCGGGAGUCCCCCGACGUGGUGCGGGACGCGCUGACGCAGCUCAGGGAGCUCCUGAGAGGCGAGAAGCAACUGGACGUGCCCUUGGAUGACGAAAACCUGCUGCUCACCUUCCUGAGGCCGUGCAAGUUCUACCCUCACAGCGCCUUCGACCGUAUGCGGAAGUACUACCGGUUCGCGCAGAAGAACCCGCGGCUGUCGGGGCAGCUGACGCCGGGGCAGACCCCCGGGGUGUUCGAGCAGGACCUGCUGAGCGUCCUGCCGAGGAGGGACCAGCACGGCCGGAGGAUCCUGCUGCUGGAGGCCGGCGGCAAGUGGAAGACGGGCGCGGUGUCGGCCAGCGACAUCCACCGCGCGCUGUGGCUGGUGCUGGGGGCGUCGGCCCUGGAGCCGCGCACGCAGGUGGCCGGCGCGGUGGUGCUGCUAGACAUGCACGGCCUGGCCGCGCAGCACGUGUGGCAGAUCAGCCCGGCCUUCGCCCGCAACCUGGCACACUGGGUGCAGGAGUGCAUCCCCGCGCGGCUGAAGGCCGUACACAUCGUGCGGCAGCCGUACGUCUUCAACAUGCUGUUCGCCGUCUUCAAGCCGUUCCUGCAAGAGAAGCUGCGCAACAGGAUCCACUUCCACGGCACCGACUGGGGCUCGCUGCACCGGCAAGUGGUCCCGGGGAGCCUGCCCCGGCAGUUCGGGGGCGAGCUGGACGUGCCGGCGGGCACUGCCUCCAAGCUGCACAGCACGCUCUGCCUCUUCGAGGACGUCUUCCGAGAAUAUUCAGAGUAUGGAUACAAGCAAUAAGAGGAUACAAUGGCGGACUACUUUCUCCAGCUUGGAAACAGUUUGCACAGGAGCCGCUAUGUGCUCAAGAGUCCUACGAUACCAGGGCCGAUGUGUGUCUCAAAGCCUCGGCAAGCGUACCUGCAAUUUCCCACACAGUUCUCCCUAAUAUUUUUGCCAUCAGUAAGGAUCCGUUUACUCACGGCUGGAAAACAUCUAACGUAUGAAGUAUUUGUAAUAAUAAUUAUUUGGAAAAUAUAUAAGUGUUCAAAAAGUCACCAGAUGCAGAAACUGGUCAGCGGGAAACAAACACUGCCACAAAUAGUCAAAACAGCUGUACUUUUGUUUCUGAUUGUAAGUGAAAAAUGGCUGACUAGGUGUCUUUCCUUCCAAGUGUUGGUCUGUGUGUAUGAAUGCUACUGUCCAUUUUCGUUAAUUUUAAUGUCUGUGAAAACCUAUGCGAGACCGUCCUUGGAACCUUUGAAUGUGGUUUAACACUUGCCUUUCUAUUCUAAUCUAAAAUUAUUUUUGCUGCCCCAGUGUCAUAGUCAGAAACGUCGUACACUUUCAGAUAGGAUUUUGGGGGGAAAACACCACAAGGUAAAAACAAAGAAACAAUUCAAUCAAGCUUUAUUGUACCCGAUUCAACAAAACUAUGUAUGUAGGUAUCGCUACAUGUUAACAUAAGAGCUGCAUAUUUACUUCUAUAUCACAGAUGUUUAUUUGGCUAUGGCAUGAAAAAAAAAACAUCUGCUCGUACGACAAGCUUAUCUCGUCGGUAGCAAGCAUUACGCAUUCUGGGCUACGUGUAAGAAUUGAAGUUCUGAUUGGAUAACUUGGUCUCCAAAAUGGUCAGGUGUGCAACAAUCUCUUUUUUUUGUAGAAUUUCAUGAAACAAUUCACUGAUUAAUCGCUGUAGCAAAUAUAGUCUUAAAAUUUGUAUACUUGUUGCACGGUACAGCGAUCAAAAUAAAUUUUAAAUGUAGUCUAAAUGCUGCACUCAGUAUUUAAGACUGGCUUACGUAAUACUAUAGAGUAUUUUUAUAAAUUUUUAUACAAAAAAUUAUAUUAUAAUUUUUACAACAGGUAUUUAAAUAAAAAUAUUUACAUUAUGAGUAUGGAAAAUAAACUACCAAAUUUCAUACCUGAGCUUACCAAAAAAAAAAAAACAUGCUGCAAAAUAAAUUAAAACCCAAAUGUAAUGUGAGGUAAUUUUUUUCUUAGAGAGUAUAAAGUAAAACUAAACAAACUAAAAAAAAAAUUUACCAGACUACAUUAUGAUAUCACGUGAAACUGACACUAAUUGUAUAGCUAACAACUGAUAAGCUUAGUGUUGGCAAAGUGCCGACAACAUUAAAAAUUUGAUUCAUAUGUGGGAUGGAUUUCUGGUCAAAAUACCUACUUCUUGCAAAUUUUGUCAGACAAGUUUCACAAGUCAUGUGCGAAUAUUCAAAAAAUCACAUGUUCACUGUCAGAAUGUAAAAUAUUAUCAGUGUGUGGAACAUUAUGCCAUUUUGGUUGUUUUACCUUCUGCAGAGGCAAUACUCAAACAGUGCCAAUCUGAGACCAAUAUGGAGUGAAUAAGCGAAUAAAUUAUCACUUUUCUUUCGAGACAAAGACAAGACUAUCUGCGAGCGUCUUUCUGCAGCACUCAAAAGGUCCUUACAAGUGUUAGUGAGAGCAGAAAAGUGAGCAACUUGAUAACAGGGAAUAAUAAUGAAUGGAUGAGAAGACCAUUGACCUAACAACACCCUACAACACAAUUUGUAUGACUCAAAGAGCACAGGUUUUUUUUUUUGUGUUUUUGUAACUUAUAUGUUAGUAAACAUUAUUAGUUAUUAAGCAGGAAUGGUUAAUCUGGCUAUCAAAAAUGAAGUAUUGUUAUCAACCAUGGGCAUGGCCCAGGGAAGGGGGGGGGGAGGGGAAUGGGGCCUCCUGAAAUUAAGAAGCCAUGCUGAGGGGGCCCGCUUGCAUUUUCAAAAUCAUGACUACUGUGAAAUGGGGUCAAUAAAUGUAAACAUUAAAACUAUGUUUCAUGGAAAAAUUUCUGAAUAUUUUAAAGUUUUCUGCUUAUUGCAUGCAUAUUAGCCAGAACAUGGGCAGUAUACAACAUACAAGCACCGUAUUCAGAGAUGACUUGUGACAGAUAAAAUCCUAUCACAAAUUUCCGUGGAACUCCCCCCCCCUCCCCCUAAGGGGAGCCAUCAGAUUUGCACCCCUGUGAACUAUAUCUAUAUGUUUGCUACUUAACGUGUAAUAUGUAAAGGAUCUAUUAAAUUUUGUUAACAUUGGGCUCAAA
Bacillus rossius redtenbacheri is the source of this 3349-nucleotide messenger RNA. Its product is annotated as alpha-tocopherol transfer protein-like. The transcript has 8 exons. Gene Ontology annotation, molecular function: phosphatidylinositol bisphosphate binding. Bases 1 to 1071 code for a protein of 356 amino acids. NCBI's taxonomy places the organism in Eukaryota, Metazoa, Arthropoda, Insecta, Phasmatodea, Bacillidae. The record is from RefSeq and is a predicted model, not a curated record. Gene Ontology annotation, cellular component: membrane.